CUUGAAAAGGCAGUGGGUUACGAUAACAGAAGACGACUAAUAGCGCAAAUACGUAAAGCUAAACUGCAAAUUGAACCAUCAAACAAUGAUAAAGAUUCAAAGAACGCCGGAACACGUUCAUCAAAGGUAUAUAAUUUCAUUUUUGUUUACAAAAUAUCUAAUUUAUUACUACUAUUUACUACUAUUUAUACACUGCUUAUUGAUUAUGUAGACCGUUCGAGACGGUUCGCCAGCUCAGCCACAUAAACAAAAUAACAGUACUACCUUAGACAAUGUCUCGUUUUUCAAAACUCGGAAAACCAUAAUUAAAACGGAAAGAAGUAUUUCACUACGAGAAUCGCAUUCGACGCUUAAUAGAAAUUUACAGUCUUAUUCGCCUCAAAAUGCGACUACCAGGUCGCUACCAUUCGAGGAAUCUCGAUCCAUGCUACCGCAAGAAUCCCCGAGAGGGAUUGAAAACGAUCUUAGUUCUUCAUUUAAGAAAACGGUUACACGAGUUGAUAAAGCCCGAUCUCCAUCACCCUAA
Cinara cedri is the source of this 526-nucleotide messenger RNA. The record is from the annotation of a GenBank genome assembly. Lineage: Eukaryota; Metazoa; Arthropoda; Insecta; Hemiptera; Aphididae.